Miniopterus natalensis is the source of this 934-nucleotide messenger RNA. It is a transcript of the gene SPMIP6, whose product is annotated as sperm microtubule inner protein 6. Gene Ontology annotation, molecular function: alpha-tubulin binding. The record is from RefSeq and is a predicted model, not a curated record. Gene Ontology annotation, cellular component: manchette; perinuclear region of cytoplasm. NCBI's taxonomy places the organism in Eukaryota, Metazoa, Chordata, Mammalia, Chiroptera, Miniopteridae.
AUGUUCCUCUUCUCCCGAAAGACCAAGACCCCCAUCAGCACCUACAGUGACUCCUACAGGGCUCCUAACUCCAUCAAGAAGGUCUAUAGGGACCCACCUCUGAGGGCCUGGGAAGUCAACAAAUUUGUGACCCCGGGCCUGCGCCAUGUAGAUCCUGAAGCCCUGCAGAGGAUGGUCAAGUGUGCUGUGCAGGACUACAGCUAUAGGAGUCCCAUACCAGGCCAUCCCUACUUGCCUGAGAAAUACUGGCUCUCUCGAGAGGAAGCCGACAAAUGCAACCCAGACUACUUGUGCAGUGACCCGUGUAACACAUGGAGAAUUGAACCUUACUACUGUACUGGCUGGAACAAGUAUUCCACAUACCUUCCCCGCCUGCCUAAGGAAGCCGGGAUGGAGACAGCAGUUCGAGGAAUGCCCUUGGAGUACCCUCCUAAGCCGGAGCGACUCAAUGCCUAUGAGCGCGAAGUCGUGGUGAACAUGCUGAACUCGCUGUCACGGAACCAGACGCUGCCGCAGAUCACGCCCCGAUGCGGGUGCGUGGACCCGCUGCCGGGCCGCCUGCCCUUCCAGGGUUAUGAAAGCCCUUGCUCCGGCCGCCACUACUGCCUGCGCGGGAUGGACUACUGCGCCUCCGGGGCGCCCUGCGCCGAACGCCGCCCGCGGCCUCUGUGCUCGGUGGAGCCGACUGUAAGGAGUGUAUUGCCCUACGAGCACCGGCCCGGAAUGCAAUGUGCUGUUAUAACUCCCCCGCCGUCAUACUACCCAUGUCCGAACCUUAGGUGGGACACAAGUCACUUUAAGAAGACCGGUGGCCCCCAGAGAAACAACUAUGUUGUCCACCCUGAGUUUGUGUCCGAGUCUUACCCUGUCUACCCCUGCUGGUAGAGCGGGGGGCCAGGCCAAGGGGGCUGAGCAAUAAAAAACUUUUCACCCC